AUGGUAAGUGGAAUGGGCCCAGCACCGAAUCAGGCCGACACUGUAGCAUUCUGGCGCAGCCUGUGGUCAGAGCCCGUAAACCACAGCGAGGGCUCUUGGACGGAAGUUGUCGCGAGUCAGUGUGCGAGUAUAACGCCCAUGGACCUCGUGGUUAUAACACCGGAUGACGUAGCUGUGGCGGUCCGUAUGGCCCCGAACUGGAAAAGGCCGGGACUCGACCCCGGCCCGACAGUUUCAAGACGUUCUCAACCAGAAGUCGCUCCCAAGUCUCUUCACUACUGGGAUCAUCCAUUUGGUUCCUAA
Messenger RNA from Parnassius apollo (apollo), 303 nucleotides. NCBI's taxonomy places the organism in Eukaryota, Metazoa, Arthropoda, Insecta, Lepidoptera, Papilionidae. The record is from the annotation of a GenBank genome assembly.